Molecule: messenger RNA, 1959 nt
Organism: Striga asiatica
Lineage: Eukaryota; Viridiplantae; Streptophyta; Magnoliopsida; Lamiales; Orobanchaceae
Source: the annotation of a GenBank genome assembly
AUGUCUGUGCUCAGGGGCCUAUCAGUCAUGAGGGCCCAAAGAGCUGAGCAGCGAGGGACAACAAAAGUCGAGAACCAAGACAUGGGCGCUGACCCGAGCUGGGCUGAUUGGCUAAGCCAUGAGACAGAGAAGUUCCUUUCCUAUUUUAAGCCAUGUAUAAUAGCUCAAGAAGGUGGAGUUGCUUCGGGCUUCAAGCAUGUUGAGGCCGAAGAACAUCAGACUCGUUUGUUUGUUUGUAAAGGGAAGCAUGUUAUUCAAGUGAAAGAGGUGCCUUUUGCUCGAUCCUCUCUCAAUCAUGACGACAUCUUUAUUCUCGAUACAACAUCUAAAAUUUUCCAAUUCAAUGGUUCUAAUUCAUCCAUUCAAGAGAGAGCUAAAGCGCUAGAAGUUGUUCAGUACAUUAAAGAUACAUAUCAUGAUGGAAAAUGUGAAAUAGCAGCUAUCGAAGAUGGAAGGCUAAUGGCUGAUGCUGAGACAGGAGAGUUUUGGGGUUUCUUUGGUGGCUUUGCGCCUCUUCCGAGGAAAACAGCCGCUAAUGAACUGAAGAUAACUGAUGCUGGUCCUUCUAAGCUCUUCUGUGUGGAGAAGGGGGAGGCAUUACCAAUUGAGGCAGAUUCUUUGACGAGGGAUUUACUAGACACACAUAAAUGCUUUAUUCUCGACUGUGGUGUGGAAUUAUUUAUUUGGAUGGGCAGAAAUACUUCUCUUAAUCAAAGAAAAGCUGCAAGCAGCGCUGUUGACGAAUUACUGCGUGGUCAAGAUAGAGCCAAAUCGCAUGUAAGCCGUGUGAUUGAGGGGUUUGAGACUGUGACAUUUCGUUCUAAGUUUAAUUCAUGGCCACAAACUGUCAGUGUAACGGUGUCUGAGGAGGGUCGAGGGAAAGUUGCAGCACUUCUAAAGCGCCAAGGCUUAAAUGUGAAGGGUCUUCUCAAAGCUGAAACUCCUAAAGAAGAGACUCAAUUAUACAUAGAUUGCACAGGGGAUUUAAAGGUAUGGCGUGUGAAUGGUCAGCAGAGGACUCUUCUUUCAGGUUUCGAUCAGUCUAAAUUUUACAGUGGUGAUUGCUAUAUCUUUCAAUAUUCUUAUCCCGGAGAAGAUAAAGACGAACAUCUUAUUGGCACGUGGUUCGGGAAGCAUAGUAUUGAGGAAGAUAGGGUAGCAUCAGUAUCACAGGCAAACAAGAUGGUUGAAUCUCUGAAGUUUGUACCCACUCAGGUUUGCAUCCACGAAGGAAAUGAACCACUCCAGUUCUUUGCAAUUUUUCAGAGCUUCAUUCUCUUCAAGGGUGGACUUAGUAAGGGCUACAAAAAUCACAUUUCCGAGAAGGAACUUGAAGAUGAUACAUACUCGGAAGAUGGACUUGCGCUGUUUCGAGUUCAAGGAAGUGGACCAGAAAAUAUGCAAGCCAUUCAAGUUGAUCCUGUGGCUUCAUCGCUUAAUUCUUCCUACUGUUACAUACUACAUAGUGGGUCCACUGUCUUUAUCUGGUCAGGAAAUCUUACAUCAUCUGAAGCCCAAGAGCUCGCUGAAAGGCAGCUGGAUCUUAUAAGGCCGAACUCACAAUCUAAAUUGCAAAAAGAAGGUGCCGAGAUUGAGCAGUUUUGGGAUUUGUUAGGUGGAAAAUCCGAGUACCCAAGCCAGAAAAUUGCAAGAAAAGCUGAAAGUGAUCCUCAUCUAUUCUCCUGCACCUUAACGAAGGGAGAUCUCAAGGUGACUGAGGUUCAUAAUUUCAAUCAGGACGAUCUAAUGACAGAAGAUAUAUUCAUUCUUGACUGCCAAUCAGAUAUUUAUGUGUGGGUCGGCCAACAUGUGGAAUCGAAGAAUAAGAUGAAUGCUUUAAGUAUCGGAGAGGUAAAGUUUAACUUGAUUUCAUUUUUCAAUUAUACGUAUGUGAAAUUUGCUUCGGUAUCUUGUGAAGACCAUCUUACAUUUUGCUUAGUGAUGAGUCAACAUGCUUGA